GCCCACAGUCAGUAUCAGAAGUCCAAAAGAAUUUCCAUCUUUCUGAGCAUGCAAGAUGAAGUCGAGACGGAAGAGAUCAUCAAGGACAUUUUCCAACAAGGCAAAACCUGUUUCAUCCCCCGCUAUCGGUUCCAGAGUAAUCACAUGGACAUGGUGAAGUUGGCCUCGCCAGAUGAGAUCUCCUCGCUUCCUAAAACGUCCUGGAAUAUCCAUCAGCCUGCUGAGGGUGACGUUCGUGAGGAGGCUCUGUCGACAGGGGGACUUGAUCUCAUCUUCAUGCCAGGCCUGGGCUUUGAUAAGCAUGGCAACCGGCUGGGCCGGGGCCGGGGCUAUUAUGAUGCCUACCUGCAGCGCUGCCUGCAGCUGCCAGGCCCGAAGCCCUACACCAUUGCCCUGGCCUUCAAGGAGCAGCUCUGCCCCCAGAUCCCAGUUGGCGAACAUGACAUGAGUGUGGAUGAAGUCCUCUGUGAAGACCCCUGUGAAGCAGAAGACCAGAUCCCCUGAGAAGACCUUGAGCUCAGAUAACCACACUGAGUGGAAGAAAAUGUGUUUCCCUUGUCAGAGUUAGUUGAAAUUGCUCAUUAAAGUGAACAUGGCCUGUGCUA
This is a messenger RNA of Octodon degus (degu), 605 nucleotides long. RefSeq names its product methenyltetrahydrofolate synthetase (gene Mthfs). The record is from RefSeq and is a predicted model, not a curated record. Gene Ontology annotation, cellular component: mitochondrion. Gene Ontology annotation, biological process: folic acid-containing compound biosynthetic process; tetrahydrofolate interconversion. The transcript is spliced from 2 exons. The coding region runs from base 49 to 504 and encodes 151 amino acids. Gene Ontology annotation, molecular function: 5-formyltetrahydrofolate cyclo-ligase activity. NCBI's taxonomy places the organism in Eukaryota, Metazoa, Chordata, Mammalia, Rodentia, Octodontidae.